ACCCGAUAUCAAAAAUCGAUGACAGUCUUGUUUUUGUGCUGGAAUUAAGGCGAUAUAAGACAAUUCCUUGGGUAUUGCCAACAAUUUAAGACAAAAUGUCGCUUACUCCCUUUCUACGCCUGCCCUUAACCGAUCUGACCGGGUGUCUAAUUAACCACCAGACCUACGACAAGUGCGGAAAAUUCGAGAUGAAAAUGAUGGAGUGCUUCGAGGCGUAUGGCCUGGAGCGUGGAAAACGGGAGUGCGCCGACCUGAUCUCCGACUUUCAGGAGUGCGUCGGCAUGCAGAAGCAACUGAUGCGCUUCCAUGCCAUGCGAAACGAACGCUACAAGCAGUGGCUCAAGGGGGAGCGUAAGGGACAGGAAUUCUUUGCGGAUCCGCCACGCGUUGAUGCCUACUAGACGUAGACCCUUUUUCUUGGUUAGUUCCACAUUGUAAAACCGCAAAUUGUGUAAAAAUAAAAAGAGUAACAAUUCUGGUAAUA
Messenger RNA from Drosophila mauritiana, 484 nucleotides. RefSeq names its product NADH dehydrogenase [ubiquinone] iron-sulfur protein 5 (gene ND-15). Bases 96 to 401 code for a protein of 101 amino acids. NCBI's taxonomy places the organism in Eukaryota, Metazoa, Arthropoda, Insecta, Diptera, Drosophilidae. The transcript has 3 exons. The record is from RefSeq and is a predicted model, not a curated record.